UCCACAUUUAACCAACGCUUUCCAGCACACCAGAGAACUACUCAAUAGUACAAAUUUCAAAUUCAAGCCCCUCAAUAAAUAAGAGUAAUAUAUCAAAUUUCAAGUAAAUUUGUUUUCGGUAACUACGAACAAGAUAUGCCUUCUGUAGCCCUUCCCUUAUGCAUCCUCCUACUACUACUACUCGCUGCAGCUUCACCGGUCGUCGGCGAUGAGGAUUCUCAGUCCCCGACGGCGUAUGAGAUUCUUCUGGAAUACGACUUUCCGGUAGGGAUACUUCCGAAGGGCGUAACAAGGUACGAACUCGACAAAACAACGGGCAAUUUCGCCGUUUACUUUAACAAAUCGUGCAGUUUCAGCAUAAGCGGCUAUAAUCUCAAGUAUAUGAGUAAAAUUACUGGUAAAAUCUCUAAGGAUCGACUUGCGAACUUGAAAGGUGUACAGGUGAAAGUACUUUUGUUUUGGAUUAAUAUUGUCGAAGUUACUCGUGACGGCGAUGAUCUCGAUUUCUCCGUCGGUAUUGCUUCUGCUGAUUUUGCAAUUGAUAACUUCUAUGAAUCGCCACAGUGUGGAUGUGGAUUUGAUUGUGUCAAUUCUGGAGAAAACGGCACAGGUAAGUUCGAUUUGAAGCUGCUUAUCACUUCGUCUUGAAUCGUUAACUGAAAAUUUUCAGAAAUCGACUGUAGAUUAAGAUGUUUUAGGAUGAAAAUUAAGAUAAAAUGUAUGGUCCAUUUUGGAAUUAGGGUAAGUUCGUAUUUUCAGAAUCCCACGGAACUGGAAGCAUAUGGUUUUUUAUGCUCCUUUGGAAUGAAUAUGUAUUUUGUCAUAUAUCUUUUGUGGAGUUUCAUCUAUGUAGUAGUAGUGCUACUUUUUCUACUUGUGGAGUUUGAAAUAAAAAUUUCUGUUUAGCAUA
Messenger RNA from Solanum pennellii, 910 nucleotides. RefSeq lists its product as uncharacterized. The record is from RefSeq and is a predicted model, not a curated record. Bases 136 to 648 code for a protein of 170 amino acids. The transcript has a single exon. Lineage: Eukaryota; Viridiplantae; Streptophyta; Magnoliopsida; Solanales; Solanaceae.